Molecule: messenger RNA, 1287 nt
Organism: Betta splendens (Siamese fighting fish)
Lineage: Eukaryota; Metazoa; Chordata; Actinopteri; Anabantiformes; Osphronemidae
Gene: chlsn
Exons: 6
Coding region: 125-841 (238 amino acids)
Source: RefSeq, a predicted model, not a curated record
AAGCAAGAGAUAUAUCCAUCCAAUCACACUUUGUUCUGGCGAUAUCACUUCCUGGUAAGGUCGCAUGCUUGUGUUCGUUUAGGCUUCCUGCACGUUUUCUCACCGAAUAAGAAUACACUGUGUUAUGGCCAAAGACAAAUGUGUGAAGUCGCAAACAAAUUCUUCCAAAAGGAAGAUGAGUUCACUUAUCAAUGAGGUAUGUGCAGAAGAAAUAACAGACACUGAAGUAAAGAAGAAGAAGAAAAGGAAAAAUCUGGACAAAGAGGAGCUACCAGUACAAAUGCCAGAUUUGACAGAGACAACAGAUGAUAAAAAACAAAAAAAGGACAAGAAGCACAAACAGGAACAAGUGAAAGCUAAAGUGCAACAAAAUGAGAUUGCAGAUCCACUCGCUAAAGCAGAGGCGCUGGAGGCGGAGGAGGAGUUGAGUCCUGAGGAGAAACGGGUCCUAGAGAGGAAGAUGAAGAAAAUCCUGAAAAAGGAAGAGAAGCGGCGGCUGAAAGAAGCAGGAGAGACGCCACAGAAAACGGAAACAUCUGGACCAAGUGCAUCCGAGCAGGCCUUAGAAUACCUCACCUGCUGGGCUGAAAAGCGAAAACAGUGGAAGUUCCAGAAGACGAGGCAGACGUGGUUACUGCAGCACAUGUUUGACUCCGACCAGGUUCCAGAUGAGAAGUUUUCCGUGCUGUUGCAGUAUCUUGAGGGGCUCCGUGGAGGCGCCAAAGACACAACAGUGCAGAAGGCCUUGGCUCUGGUUGAAGAGAUGGGACAAGCGCCAGAUGACGGCCUUGUCCAGCAGAGGGCGCACAGAGCCAGAGAAGUCAUCCAGAUGCUUUCCUGACCUCUUCCCCACAGUCCUACAAGACCACCUCACCAUCAGCAAAUCUGAAAUCUGUUCAGUUGAAUGACUGCCUGGAUCUCUGGCUUCAGACCUGUCUUGGUUUUAAGAGACUUAAACUUUUUUUAAAUCAUCAUUCUAGGUUAAUGUUUCACCAAAACAACAGGUGCCUCAUUUCUCCUUUUAAUGUAAUUAUGUAUUUACUAGAAUGAUGUUUUUCAAUUUAGAACAAAGUUUCCAGUUUUACCAGUAUGGUCAGAUGAAGAGAGAUUAAGGUCUUGACAAACAAAACAGAGAGCAGACAGACAUAGUGAUGGUUUCAGUUAAGCCUCAGUAAUGUUUAUUUGUCCUAACAAAUAUAUUUGCCCGGAUAUACUCAAACGCUUGUCAUCCACUCUGUGUAUUCAUGAUAAAUAUUGUGAUAAAGUCUGAUAAAACUGAAUCCAAAA